GUAUCUCCCUCUUUGCUUCUUGCAAAAUCACAGGGCCACCUCUUUUCCAACCAGGCAAACGAAACCGACUUGGUGACUGGCUUUGUUCUCUUGGGCUUCCCAUCCCUCUCAUGGCCAUUCCACCUGCUGCUUUGCUCUCUGCUCUCCACCUGCUAUGCCUUCACCUUGUUGGGCAACCUGUGCAUCGUGUGGGCCAUUCUCUGGGACUCUCGCCUCACCCGCCUCCCCAUGUACAUCCUCCUGGGCAACUUUUCAGGGCUGGAAAUGUGCUACGUAACCACCACGGUGCCCCGAAUGCUGUCAGAUCUGGUGUCCCUGCAGCCAAGCAUCAUCUCCUUCCAAGGCUGCUUCCUCCAGUUCUACUUCUUCUUCUCUAUGGGGACCACCGAGAGCUUCCUCCUUGCUGCAAUGGCCUUGGAUCGCUACUUGGCUAUCUCCCACCCAUUGCGUUACCCCAUCCUCAUGUCGCCACGCUUUUGUGUCAACUUGGCGGCUUCCUGCUGGGUCUCUGGGUUCCUUUGGUUCCUGGUGCCCAUCGUGCUGAUUUCCCAGCUCCGUUUCUGUGGCUCCAAUCUCCUCGACCAUUUUAUCUGCGACCCGGGACCACUGCUGUCUGCGUCCUGCUCUCCAGCUCCCCGCACAGAGUUGGCCUUCUACUGCCUCAGCUCCGUUGCUAUCUUUGGCCCAUUCCUCUUCAUCGUGGGAUCCUACACCGCAGUCCUGCGGGCAGUGAUGAGGUUGUCUUCUACUGUGACGAGGAAGAAGGCCUUUUCCACCUGUACCUCCCACCUGGCCGUGGUGAGCCUUUUCUAUGGAUCCAUCAUGGUCACCUACGUCACCCCCAAAGCUUCUGGAGGCAGCAACAAAGUGGUGACCCUCUUCUAUUCAGUGGUGACCCCUAUGCUCAACCCACUUAUCUACAGCCUGAGGAACAGGGAGAUGAAGGAUGCCCUAAGGAGGACAAUAUUAGGGGGAAACUAGGUGCAGUGAUCCAGGGAUGGUUGGUGUGGAUCUUGGCCAGGAAAUCAGGACCUUUCUACCUGUAGAACAUAUCACUACUGGUUGAAAUAGUUCCCCACUCCCCCAAAUAUGUUAUUAAUUUGUAUAUGACCACCAUACUAGCAGGACCAGUACCUAGUUUCUAUCCAACACAAUAUCUCUAGUAAUUUUCUAGUCCUCACAACCUCUGAGGAUGCCUGCCAUAGAUGUGGGUGAAACGUCAGGAGAGAAUACUUCUGGAACAUGGCCACACAGCCCGAAAGACAUACAACAACCCUGUGAUCCCGGCCAUGAAAGCCUUCGACAACACAAUUUUCUAGUCUGCUCUGAACUACUUUAUUUCUUAUAUUGAUAUGCAUUUCCUCCCAUAUAAACAUCUCUAAAAAUGGUAAGCGUCUUAAAUUGAGAGGGUAUAUAUGUGUGUGUAUAUAUAGGGGUUUUUUUCUGUCAGUGGUGCUGAUAUUAGUGUGCAUCUUACAAUCGAUAGCAUCUUGGGAUCAAAGAAAUGCGGUAUUAAUACAGAAUAUUUAAAAAACAUAAAGAUCUAUUGUAUUUGAAA
Molecule: messenger RNA, 1558 nt
Organism: Anolis carolinensis (green anole)
Lineage: Eukaryota; Metazoa; Chordata; Lepidosauria; Squamata; Anolidae
Product: olfactory receptor 11G2-like
Exons: 1
Biological process (GO): G protein-coupled receptor signaling pathway
Cellular component (GO): membrane
Molecular function (GO): olfactory receptor activity; G protein-coupled receptor activity
Source: RefSeq, a predicted model, not a curated record